This is a messenger RNA of Drosophila grimshawi, 1146 nucleotides long. RefSeq names its product WD repeat-containing protein 61. Gene Ontology annotation, cellular component: Cdc73/Paf1 complex. The transcript has 5 exons. Bases 71 to 1084 code for a protein of 337 amino acids. The record is from RefSeq and is a predicted model, not a curated record. NCBI's taxonomy places the organism in Eukaryota, Metazoa, Arthropoda, Insecta, Diptera, Drosophilidae. Gene Ontology annotation, molecular function: protein binding.
ACUCCUGCACAUUGGGCGACAACUCGGUGCAUUUAUUUUGCACACAUAUUUUCAAGCAAUUCAAUUGAGAAUGUUCUCGCUGCUGCAUAAAGAGGAGAACGCACACGACAAUGCACUCUGGGCAUGCGCGUGGGGACGCGACCAGCAACCGGCUGCCGGCAAAGAAGACACCGCUGAAGAAGAAGAGUCCGAAAAGGAGCCAGAAAAUCCAUUUGAUUUUGACAAAAAGGAGAAGAAACCGAAUGAUUUUAUUGUCACCGGCGGACUAGAUGAUCUGGUCAAAGUGUGGGAUCUGUGCGAAGAUAACACACUGAAAUUGCGCCACAAACUGAAAGGACAUGCGCUGGGCGUGGUUUCCGUGGCAGUCAGCUCCGAUGGACAAACGAUUGCCAGCAGCUCGCUAGACUCGAGCAUGUGCCUUUGGAAUGCACGCAGCGGCGACAAGAAGCACAAAUUAACCUUUGGCCCGGUGGAUUUGUGGACAGUGGGUUUCUCGCCGUGCAAUAAAUAUGUGAUUUCUGGCUUGAAUGAUGGCAAGAUCUCGAUGUACAGCGUGGAAACGGGCAAAGCGGAACAGGUGCUUGACGCACAGAAUGGCAAAUAUACGCUGAGCAUUGCCUAUAGUCCGGAUGGAAAGUAUAUAGCGAAUGGUGCCAUCGAUGGCAUCAUUACCAUCUUUGAUGUGGCCGCUGGCAAGGUGGCACAGACGCUGGAGGGGCACGCGAUGCCCGUGCGCAGCCUUUGCUUCUCGCCCAACUCACAAAUGCUGCUCACCGGCUCCGAUGAUGGCCACAUGAAGCUCUACGAUGUCGCACACUCGGAUGUGGUUGGCACACUCUCCGGGCAUGCGUCGUGGGUGCUGUGCGUCUCCUUCUCGGAGGAUGGCAAGCAUUUUGCCAGCUCGUCGAGCGAUCGCAGCGUCAAAGUCUGGGAUACGGCGGAGAGGAAGUGUCUGCACACGUUUAGCGAGCACACAGAUCAGGUUUGGGGCGUACGCUAUAGUCCCGGCAACGAUAAGGUUAUAUCCGCCUCGGAGGAUAAGUCGCUCAACAUUUACUAUUGUCCACCCAAUGCGAUUGUUUGAUCCGCGAUUUGUUUGCAUAAAAUAAAACAUAGGCUUAAAUUAAAAUAACAAUCACAUUUUAA